AUGGCUUGUGGUUUCUUGAUACGAAUUGUGCAUAACACAAUCCAGCUUUGCCAUCAAACCGUACGAGAAUUCCUCUUGAAGCAGAGUCUCGAUCAAGGGUUGCUAGGCGUCGGCCAGACCGUUGCCCAUGCCUUACUAGCCGAGAUCUGCUUACGAUACUUGCUGCUGGAGGAGAUUGAGACACCUCAAGGAGUGGAAGAGGCAGAUGCUCAAAAGUACCCCCUCCUUGCUUAUGGUCUUGCAUAUUGGCGGCUGCACGUCCGCUCUUCCAACGGAAUUUAA
Cladophialophora bantiana CBS 173.52 is the source of this 282-nucleotide messenger RNA. RefSeq lists its product as uncharacterized. The transcript has a single exon. NCBI's taxonomy places the organism in Eukaryota, Fungi, Ascomycota, Eurotiomycetes, Chaetothyriales, Herpotrichiellaceae. The coding region runs from base 1 to 282 and encodes 93 amino acids. The record is from RefSeq and is a predicted model, not a curated record.